GAAAGAUAUUAUAUACUUCAUAUUAAUUUACUCGAUUGGUGAUUGUUUCGAAUGAAAAUAGUAGUUCUAUUUGAAUUUACUGUUGGUGACCGUGUAAUGGGCAAUCAUAACCAUAAUAAAUUAAGGAUCUGAUAUAUUUUUUUAUUUAUAUUUUUUUAAAUAUGAGUUCCUUAAAAAGAGGUGCAUUAAUAGUUAUAGAAGGAGUUGAUAGAUCAGGUAAAUCUACGCAGUGUAAAAAAUUACUACAAGCUUUAAAAAACAAAGAAAUAAACACGCAACUAAUAAGAUUCCCAGACCGUUCUACGUUAACAGGCAAACUAAUAGACGAAUAUUUAAAGAAUAAGGAAUGUAAACUCAACGAUCAAGCUAUACAUUUAUUAUUUUCGGCAAAUCGUUGGGAAAAUGCGGAAAAAAUGAAAUCGUUAUUAUAUAGUGGUGUGACUUUAAUAGUAGACAGAUAUUCGUAUUCGGGUGUAGUGUUUUCAGCAGUUAAAAAAAAUAUGUGUCUUGAAUGGUGUCAACAACCAGAAAACGGUCUUCCAAAACCAGAUUUAGUAUUCUUAUUAGACGUAAGUUUGGAGGAAAUGUGUAAUAGACCUGGUUUCGGUGACGAACGAUACGAAAAUACGAAUUUCCAAACCAAAGUAUCCAAAUUGUACAACAAAUUAUGUAAGGAAGAGGAUAAUUGGGUGAAAGUAGAUGCCGCCAGAUCUAUCAAUGAAGUUCACAAAAAUCUGCUUGAAAUGUGCUUAAGGACUAUAGAAAAAGUUCAGAUGUCACCUUUAGAAACUUUAGAUUUUAAUAGGGAAUGUUAAUUUUAGGGUAAGAAUUUUUUUAGUUAUAGAAUUUAAAAAAAUUGAUGCUAAUUUCUUGUAAUUAGAUUUUAUUUUGAUAUUUUCAUAUUUCUUUAAUAUUUUCGUAAAUACUUCGAUUUCUAAUACAAAUCUCAUAGUUUUAUCUCUAAUUAUCAACAUUAAGGAUCAAAAAUUACAUUUUUUUUUCUUUAUUAUUGUUAAUUUUGUGCUCGAUUUAUUUUUAAUCAGUUUUAGUAGCUACAGGUCUCAAAAAAUACGUUUUUGUUUAUUUUGGUUCCAAUUCGUAUUCAACACGUUUUAGUAGCAUUUUAAUUAAAAAAUGACGUUUUUUUCUCCUUAAUGUCAUUUAUCUUGAUUCCAGUUUAUUAUUCAUUCAUUACACAUUUUAGUAGCUACAUACCUCAAAAAUUUCUACUUAUUGUUGUCAGUUUUGUUCUUUAGUCACUUUUAACUCCUUUUAGUAGCUUUAUUCUCAAAAAUUUACAUUUUUUUAAUCCUAUUGUCUUUGGUCACAGUUUAUUUUCAACAUGUUUUUGCAACUGUAUACCUCAAAAAUUGUUUUUUCUUCUUUUUGCUGUUAGUUUUGGUUCCAAUCUACUUUUUACCCCUUUUAGUUGCUUUAUACUUCAAAAAUUAUUUUUUUUCUUAUUGUCAUUAUUUUUGGUUCUAGCUCAUUUUCAACUCAUUUUAGUAGCUGUAUACCUCCAAAAUUGAGUUUAUAUCUUCUUAUUGUUGUCAAUUUUUGUUCCAAUACAUUUUAACUCCUUUUAGUUGCUUUAUAUUUCAAAAAUUACAUUUUUUUCUUUUUAUUCUCGUUAUUUUUGGUUCAAGUUCAUUUUCAACUCCUUUUAGUAGCUGUAUACCUCCAAAAUUGAGUUUUUUUCUCCUUAUUGUUAAUUUUUGUUCCAAUCCACUUUUUACCCUAUUUAGUAGCUUUAUAUUCCAAAAAUUACAUUUUUUUCUUUUUAUUCUCGUUAUUUUUAGUUCCAAUUCAUUUUCAAAAUUGAGUUUGUAUCUCCUUAUUUUGUUAUUGUUAAUUUUGUACUCAAGUCACUUUCAACCCCUUUUAGUGGCUUCAUACUUCAAAAUGCAUCCCUUUGUGCCUAAUGUCUUGAUAUUUUGGUUACGAUUUAAAUCAAAAACAAAAUUUGAAUUUUUAAAAUAUUUAUUUGUAAUAAUUUCCCAGUUUUACAGAUUUUUAGAGUCAAAAUGAUUGUCAACAAUAUCAAAUGUAUACAAUCUGAUAACAACAAAUAAAAAUUUUGUAAAAUAAA
Messenger RNA from Diorhabda carinulata, 2089 nucleotides. Its product is annotated as thymidylate kinase. NCBI's taxonomy places the organism in Eukaryota, Metazoa, Arthropoda, Insecta, Coleoptera, Chrysomelidae. The transcript has 2 exons. The coding region runs from base 162 to 815 and encodes 217 amino acids. Gene Ontology annotation, molecular function: dTMP kinase activity; ATP binding. The record is from RefSeq and is a predicted model, not a curated record. Gene Ontology annotation, cellular component: mitochondrion; cytoplasm; nucleus. Gene Ontology annotation, biological process: dUDP biosynthetic process; dTDP biosynthetic process; dTTP biosynthetic process.